CAAGGAUUGGUCUGUCUGUAGCCAAGCAAGCUGUCAGUGAGACUUGUACAUACACACAUACGUAACAGAGCUACCUGCCUGGUAACCAUUCCCAGUAGCCCUGUUCAUGGCUUGAUCUUUGUUCAACAUCACCAUAAUUUCCUCACAUUUCAGGGCCUAUCCUUCUUUCAUAGCGGAAAAAUGGACCUGAUGGACACCGACAACGAUCGCUUUCCUCUGCACACUGCGGCCCGUGAAGGGCGGGCCACGGUUGCGGAAGCCUUGCUAAAGGCCGACCCCAAACUCUCGCAGCGCAAGGAUGACGAUGGCCGGUAUCCCGUCCACUGGGCGGCAUCCUCCAACAACUUAGACAUUAUGCUCCUCCUCGCCAACCAGCGGAGUUUCGACCCAGACGUCCAGGAUGAGAGCGGAUGGUCUCCGCUCAUGAUUUCCGCCAGCGUUCCCGACAGUGAGCCCAUCCUCAAGCUGCUUAUCCAGAGGGGCGCCGACAUUAACCUCAAGACCGCUAAUGGACAGGUAAACUCCCCCCUAGCCCCCAUCCCGGCUGCUCCUCAAGACUCAUGACUUGUCUUAACAGGCUGCCCUCCACUUCGUGGCUUCCAAGAAGAACUUGGAUGUCGCCCGUCUUCUCAUCGAAAGCAAACCUCCAGCAUCCACUCGCAUCCGUGACCGUCGUG
Molecule: messenger RNA, 677 nt
Organism: Ilyonectria robusta
Lineage: Eukaryota; Fungi; Ascomycota; Sordariomycetes; Hypocreales; Nectriaceae
Product: ankyrin repeat-containing domain protein
Exons: 5
Coding region: 181-564 (127 amino acids)
Cellular component (GO): cytoplasm; nucleus
Molecular function (GO): protein binding
Source: RefSeq, a predicted model, not a curated record